UGAAGACAGGAGAGCUACAUCUAUCUGCAAUCCGGAUGAGCUCUCCGACUCACUUGAGUGUCCUCUACUGUCACAUUUCAGAUACCAUCUCUCAUCUCUCCCCAAUUAUAGGUAUCGACAAACAAUCCAGUUUACUCAAACUUAUCUAAAAAUUGGACACAACCCCAGUCCAAUGUCAGCCUCUUUUUUAAUAUCUAAUCCAUGUUGUGUCAAAUUCUCCUCAAAUACAACAACUCCAUUCAGACCAACUUUGUCUCCUCCUGUCUAGUGUCUGCUCGAAAGCACCACCACCCACCACCCUUUCCUUCAUUUUUGUGCCUCUGUUGAUAUCUUAGUUUUGGUGAACAAAACAACCAUGCUCUGAAGUUGGUCACCAUUCUUUUCUAGUGUCUUCCUCUGGUUUUAUGAAUAGGGGAUGCAAAUUCAUCUCUGUAUUCAUGAAACCAUGUGUCUCAAGAGAAACAAUCUCCAUUUCUUCCUGUGUGUUUUUCUUCUUCUUCUGGUUUCUUCGUCAGCUCUGAAUACUGAUGGGGUUCUUCUCCUUUCAUUCAAAUACUCCAUCCUCAAUGACCCAUUAUCGGUCUUACAGAACUGGCACUACAAUGAUGAAACACCCUGUUCUUGGAACGGAGUGAGAUGCACGGAACUUGGUAGUGCGAGGACGCCGGACAUGUUCAGGGUCACCGGUUUGGUUCUCCCCAGCAGCCAGCUUCUGGGUUCAAUUCCUGCAGAGCUCGGUUACCUCGAGCACCUUCGCCAUCUAGAUCUCUCCAACAACCUCUUCAAUGGUUCUUUGCCAGGUUCACUCUUCAACUCCACGGAGCUUCGAGUACUCUCUCUGUCCGGUAAUGUGAUUUCUGGUGAGUUACCGGAGUUUGUCAGCGUUGCGAUUAGUCUUCAGUUCUUGAAUCUCUCCGAUAAUGCCUUGUUUGGGAAGGUACCCGAGCAUAUCACUGCUCUGAAGAACUUAACCAUUGUUUCUCUGCGGUGCAACUAUUUCACCGGUGGCAUUCCGAGCGAGUUUGGGUCAGUUCAAGUGCUGGAUUUGUCUUCGAAUCUGCUUAACGGGUCUCUCCCUUUGGAUUUCGGCGGUGACAAUCUCCGUUACUUGAACUUCUCUUACAACAAGAUUUCAGGGUCAAUCUCGCCGGAGUUUGCUAAACGGCUACCGCAAAAUGCUACAAUCGAUCUUUCCUUCAAUAAUUUAGAGGGGGCGAUUCCAGAGUCUCUCGCUCUGCUUAAUCAAAAAGCAGAGUCUUUUUCCGGCAAUGUCGGUCUGUGUGGGAAGCCGCUAAAAAACCUCUGCUCAAUUCCUUGGACUCUCUCCACUCCACAGAAUGUGUCGACUACGAGUACAUCGCCAGCAAUUGCGGUGAUACCAAAGCAAAUUGACUCCAAACAGGGAACAAACAGGUCGAGUGGACAAAACAAUACAGGGGGCCGUCUGAAACCGGGUACAAUAGCAGCAAUAACGGUGGCGGAUUUGGCCGGAAUAGCCAUACUCGGGAUGAUCAUCCUCUACGUCUAUCAACUCAAAAUCCGAAAAAAGCCCAAUCGAGCAACUGGAGCAACAAACUCAGAUAAAAAACCUGCGAAUUUUAAUGUUUUGUUUUCAAAAUGUCCAGAACAGCCACCAGAAUCGUCAUCCUGUUCAUGCAUACGAUUAAAACUCAACGAGACAUCAGAGACCGGUAGCAGCUCCGAGGGGACAAUCAAUGAGAUGAGCCCGAACCCAGCAGAGCCAUACCAGAAAAGAGGAAAGCUGGUGACGGUGGACGGCGAGACCCAAUUAGAGUUGGAGACGCUGUUAAAAGCCUCGGCGUAUAUCCUCGGAACGAGCGGGUCUAGCAUAGUGUACAAGGCGGUGCUGGUGGACGGAGGGGUGUUUGCAGUGCGGAGGAUUGGAGAAAGCUGCGUCAAGAAAUUGAAGGAUUUCGAUACCCAAGUGAGAAUCAUUGCCAAAUUAAGACACCCAAAUCUGGUUCCGUUGCGCGGGUUUUACUGGGGAGACGAUGAGAAGCUCGUCAUCUACGACUACGUCCCCAACGGCAGCCUCACCACCGCCGGUAACAGAAGAGCUAGUUCCUCACCAAGCCAUCUAUCUUUGGAGGCGCGUCUCAAGAUAGCAAGUGGUGUAGCACGGGGACUAGCCUACAUUCAUGAACGGAGACAAGUGCAUGGUAACAUCAAACCAUCCAACAUCCUCUUGAGCUCCGAUAUGGAACCAAUAAUUAGUGACUUGGGCCUAGACCGCCUCAUCUCGGCCGAGAACAACUCCAAACCAAGCGGUGCAGGCCGGUUCUUAGACAGCCAACAGUCCACAUCAUCUCGUGAUGGACCAUUAGAUCACACAACCAGUUUGAGCUCUUGCACAUCCGCUGGCUCCUCCACAAGGUUUGUAUCACUGUAUCAAGCUCCAGAGUCGCUUAAGAACCUCAAGCCGAAUCCUAAAUGGGACGUGUACUCUUUUGGUAUGAUAUUGCUUGAGCUUCUCACCGGUAGGGUGUUUACAGACUGGGAGCUAAGUCAGUGGGCGGUGGCGACUGGUUCGGUUGUAGAGGAGAAGAACCGAGUUUUGAGAUUGGUUGAUGCGCCAAUCAGGGGUGAGGUAGAGGCCAAGGAAGAGGCCUUACUGGCGUGUUUUAAGUUGGGAUUUCAGUGUGCUUCUCUUUUGCCUCAAAAGAGACCGUCUAUGAAAGGAGCAAUUCAAGUCCUAGAGAAGAUACCUCCCACAACUUUAUGCUAGAUAAUGAUGUAUGUAGGUCUUACAAAAGUGAUCCUUUGUUGGUACAGAAGCGUUUUCUUCCCUUUUUGUUGCUGUUUCAUUGUUUUGAUGACUUCCAAGUUGUGUAUAAGGGCACGAGGACGGAUGGUUUUUUUUAAU
Rubroshorea leprosula is the source of this 2884-nucleotide messenger RNA. The record is from the annotation of a GenBank genome assembly. Lineage: Eukaryota; Viridiplantae; Streptophyta; Magnoliopsida; Malvales; Dipterocarpaceae.